Messenger RNA from Dentiscutata erythropus, 171 nucleotides. NCBI's taxonomy places the organism in Eukaryota, Fungi, Glomeromycota, Glomeromycetes, Diversisporales, Gigasporaceae. The record is from the annotation of a GenBank genome assembly.
AUGGAAAGAUUGAAAGAAAGCAAGACUCUUGCACCUUUGGACGAAAUUAAAAUGCCUGUAGAAGUUGUUUUGGUUGCUUAUAAAAGGUCAAAAAAUGAAGUUCGUCGUGGUCACUAUCAUUUGAAUGCAUCAAUAAAUAUAGCAAUUCUGAAAAAUGCUAUACUUGCAUAA